This is a messenger RNA of Candidula unifasciata, 2046 nucleotides long. The record is from the annotation of a GenBank genome assembly. NCBI's taxonomy places the organism in Eukaryota, Metazoa, Mollusca, Gastropoda, Stylommatophora, Geomitridae.
AUGACGGCGGUGGAGACUUUCGUUCAGAAUACUUUGGAGCUUCUGGAUAAAGAAAGAGACACUGAAAUAGAAGAGACACAGUUUCUGAUAGAAAGAUUGUCAGCAAAGGAAUUAGAGCGCAGAGGAGUAUGUCUGUUAAAGCUGCAGCUGAGGUCACGCAGGUCAGGAUUGUAUGGGAGGAUGGUGGCAGUGUUUGAACCCAGUGCCAGAUCUGUAAAGAAGAAUGAAAAAUCAGAACUGCCGGCUCACAGUCUGACACCAGGUGACAUUGUUGGUGUUGGUCUGAUGAAAAGUGAAGCCACUGACAAGCCGCUGAUGACGGGAAUAGUGUCGCAGGUCACUGCUUCAAACAUUUCUGUGGCAUUUGAUGAGUCGCAGGACGUGUUUGAGCUGGAUGAUGAUGACCUCUUUAAGCUGACCAAGCUGGCAAAUGACGUAACUUACAGAAGAUUGAAGGCAGUUUUGAAUGAUUUAGCCAAAUACAGAGGAGGACCAACCCAGAGACUUAUUGACACUUUCUUCAAUCUGGAAGAAAUUUCACCUCCAUUUGGAGAAUUCCCAAUUACUUUUGUAAAUGGAUCGCUGGAUGAGUCCCAGAAGGAGGCUGUCAAGUUUGCACUGACACAGAGAGAGGUGGCUGUCAUUCAUGGCCCGCCAGGUACAGGCAAAACAACGACUGUGGUGGAACUCAUCAUUCAGGCAGUCAGGCAGGGACUCAAGGUUCUGGCCACGGCACCUUCAAACAUUGCAGUAGACAACCUGGUGGAGAGGUUGGCAAACUAUAAGCAAAAGAUUGUCCGCAUUGGUCAUCCAGCCAGGUUGCUGAGCCACUUGCAGAAGUAUUCAUUGGAUGCCAUGCUGCUGGGCAGUGACGAGGCCAGCAUUGUCAAAGAUGUGAAGACGGAUUUACAGAAUGUUUUGACCAAACUGAAGAAAGCCAAAGGAUACGGAGAAAGACAGUCCCUCAGGCAGGAGCUAAAGACUCUGAGAACGGAAUCCACAAAGAGGGAGGUGGCAGCAACCAGGGAUAUUCUGACUAGGGCUGAUGUGGUUCUAGGCACCUUGACCAGUACGUCAAAUGAUGGGCCGUUGAAGUACUUGAAGGAGGAUCACUUCGACCUGGUUGUGAUCGAUGAGUGUUCUCAGGCCCUGGAAGCUGCCUGCUGGAUGGGACUGAUGAGAGCCCCUCGCUGUGUCCUGGCAGGAGACCAUUUACAGCUGCCACCCACCAUAUUGUCCAAACAAGCUGCUGCUGCUGGAUUAGAAGUAACUCUGAUGGAGCGGCUGCUGAAGACUCUUGUUGAAGAAAAAGGCAAGGACAUCAUGAGGAUGUUGACUGUUCAGUACCGCAUGCAUGAGGAUAUCAUGAGGUGGUCGUCACAGCAGCUGUACCAGGGCAAGCUGACGGCUCAUGCAUCGGUAGCCUCACACUUACUGAGAGAUCUGGAGGGGGUGAGUUUGUCUGAGGGAACCAGUGCUUCUCUACUAUUGAUUGACACAACUGGCUGUGACUUGUUUGAGCUGGAUCUGCCAGAAGAUGUUUCAAAAGGAAAUGAAGGUGAAGCAGAUAUUGUGACUGCCCAUGUGGAAGAACUAAUCAAGAGUGGAGUCAGACCUGUAGAUAUUGCUGUCAUUGCCCCAUAUAACUUGCAGGUAGAUCUCUUGCGUCUCCGUCUGCAUCCCAAGUACCCAGACCUGGAGGUUAAGACCGUUGAUGGCUUUCAGGGUCGAGAAAAAGAAGCAGUUGUCAUUUCUAUGGUGCGAAGUAAUACAGCAGGCGAAGUUGGCUUUUUGGCAGAGAAGCGUCGAAUCAAUGUGGCAGUGACACGGGCUCGUCGUCACCUGGCAGUCGUCUGUGAUGUUGAGACCGUCAGUCAUGAUGUGUUCAUCAAAUCAUUAGUUGAUUAUAUGGCAGACAAGGGCGAUCUUCUCUCAGCGCACCAAUAUAUUCAAGAAGGGAAAGUGAGUUCUGUGUCCAGUAGACCAGUAAGGCUGACCAACUUAAUGGAUGCCUCCAAGAAGAAGAAUCCAGGCAAAGCUAAAACA